UCCUCCCAAGGAAGUUCAUUUAAUUUCAUCCGAAUUCAUCGAGAUUUCAGUCUGCUAUCAUGUCUGGUCGAGGAAAAGGCGGUAAGGGGCUUGGAAAAGGUGGUGCAAAACGUCAUCGCAAAGUUUUGAGAGACAACAUCCAGGGAAUCACAAAGCCAGCUAUUCGCCGUCUAGCGCGUCGUGGUGGUGUGAAGCGUAUUUCUGGUCUGAUCUAUGAAGAGACGCGAGGUGUAUUGAAAGUGUUUCUUGAAAAUGUUAUUCGCGACGCUGUAACCUACACCGAGCAUGCCAAGCGCAAGACUGUGACCGCUAUGGACGUAGUGUACGCUCUGAAGCGUCAAGGCCGUACGCUGUAUGGUUUUGGCGGUUAAAUUUCACCCGGACCAGAUUUUCCAAAAAAACAAAAAAGGCUCUUUUAAGAGCCGCCCAAACAUUCAAUUAAAAGUGCAAAUUAAUCUUUUAA
Cyprinus carpio (common carp) is the source of this 463-nucleotide messenger RNA. Its product is annotated as histone H4. Gene Ontology annotation, biological process: nucleosome assembly. Gene Ontology annotation, cellular component: nucleosome. Gene Ontology annotation, molecular function: structural constituent of chromatin; DNA binding; protein heterodimerization activity. Lineage: Eukaryota; Metazoa; Chordata; Actinopteri; Cypriniformes; Cyprinidae. The record is from RefSeq and is a predicted model, not a curated record.